Molecule: messenger RNA, 468 nt
Organism: Trichoderma asperellum CBS 433.97
Lineage: Eukaryota; Fungi; Ascomycota; Sordariomycetes; Hypocreales; Hypocreaceae
Source: RefSeq, a predicted model, not a curated record
AUGUCUAUGGACUUUGCCCGUGCCGCUCUGGCUGAGCGCCGACCUUCCUUCUUCCUCUCACUGGCACCUACUACUUCUUCCUCCUACCCUCAACCCGAUAGACGGCCUUCAGUUACCGAGAGCCCAACCAGACCACGACGGGCCUCUAUCAGCUCCCCAACCGGCCUUCGAGUCCUGAAGCUCAGCCCUGUUUACUAUGGCGAGCACAUCGGCCAGAACAAGGACGACUUCUAUGACGUCCCGGCCUCUCCAGAAAUGCCACCAUCCUCCUUCCUCUCACUCGCGCCGGCUACCUCUUCUUCCUAUCCUCAGAUGCCCUCCAGCCGCUCCGGUGCUAUCCCUGAGAGGCGACGCUCUUCGUCCAGCUCCACCACCGGCUUCAGGGUGCUGAAGCUGGGACCCGUCUACUGGGGUGAGCACGAAGGCGACCACAAGGAUGACUUCCAUGACAUUCCCGCCUCCCCUUAA